AUGAUUGACAAGACAGCAAAUUUGAGGGAUGAAAGCGCAGAGACCAGACAUCUGCUGAAUCACACGGCAGAGAGCGACCCCCGAGAAUGCGAUAUCCAGUCCGAAUUCCAUGAUCUCGAGAAACAGGAUGACGCCCAGGCUGGGGGAUCUCGCUUCCUGAUAUGGACCGGAGUCAACAUUGCUUCCACAGUAGCAAUAGUAUUCCUCAACAAAUCUAUCUUCUCAAACCCGUCUUUCGGAAACUGCCAGGUCACCUUCGCCGCAUACCACUUCCUGAUCACCGCCGGCACACUAUGGGCUGCGUCCCGUUCCUCGUGCGGGCUGUUCGUGCCUAAGGAAGCUACUCUCCCACAGAUGCUGCCCCUAUCAGCGGCAAUGUGCAUCCAAGUGGUACUCCAGAACCUGGGCCUGGCGCACUCCUCGGUGAUGUUCCACCAGCUCUCGCGGCUCCUCCUAACACCCGUCGUUGCCGGACUGAACUACAUCCUCUACGGGUCCAAAAUCCCCCGCUCCGCGUUCCUGCCGCUUGCCCUCCUCUGCACGGGGGUAGGAGUCGUCUCCUACUAUGACUCCCUCCCAAAGGACGACGGGAAGGCCACCACAUCGUUCUGGGGCGUGCUGUUUGCGUUCGCGGGCGUCGGCGCCAGUUCCAUCUACGUGGUGUGGAUCGGCCAUUAUCAUCGGAAACUGGAUAUGAGUAGCAUGCAGCUCCUGCUGAACCAGGCGCCGAGCGGUAUUCUGGCCAGCAUAGUCAAUUUGUCUGGGUUCUUCAUCAUCGACACGGCUGGGGCUGUGAGCUCCACGGUUGUUGCGCAGCUCAAGUCCUGCGUUAUUGUUGGACUGGGCUGGGCGUCUAGUGGUCAUGUCGUCAUGGGCGAGAGUAUUUUUGGGAUAUUUAUGGCGUUGCUUGGGAUGAGCUCGUACAUGCACAUUGUUCUUAAGGAUCAUAUGUAA
This is a messenger RNA of Aspergillus terreus NIH2624, 954 nucleotides long. RefSeq lists its product as uncharacterized. NCBI's taxonomy places the organism in Eukaryota, Fungi, Ascomycota, Eurotiomycetes, Eurotiales, Aspergillaceae. The transcript has 4 exons. The record is from RefSeq and is a predicted model, not a curated record. The coding region runs from base 1 to 954 and encodes 317 amino acids. Gene Ontology annotation, molecular function: antiporter activity. Gene Ontology annotation, cellular component: Golgi apparatus.